Molecule: messenger RNA, 1577 nt
Organism: Chaetomium fimeti
Lineage: Eukaryota; Fungi; Ascomycota; Sordariomycetes; Sordariales; Chaetomiaceae
Product: Alpha/Beta hydrolase protein
Exons: 3
Coding region: 229-1302 (357 amino acids)
Biological process (GO): carbohydrate metabolic process
Cellular component (GO): extracellular region
Molecular function (GO): cellulose binding; hydrolase activity
Source: RefSeq, a predicted model, not a curated record
CUUGGCCUUCUGGCCUGAUCCUGACUUGCCGAUCUGCUUGCCAUGGUUCAAGGAUUGUCGGUAGUGGAAAAGUGAAAGCAGAGGAGACGGGGCGGAGACGCAAACGGCAUGGGCGUCCAUGUGAAAUUGGAGUAUAUAUCGCCGACCGAGCAUAGCCUUCGCCGUUCAUCCUUGGCUCGUUAAGUUGUUUUUAGCAGCCUCCUCAACCAAACCUGUAUCAUCACCACCAUGUUUCUUCGGACGUUCCUUGGGCUCGCCGCUGCGGCGGCAACGGGCCUCGGCGCCUCGCUGCAGCAGGUGAGCAGCUUCGGCGACAACCCGACUAACAUCCAGAUGUUCAUCUACGUCCCGGACAAUGUGGCCGCCAACCCGGCCGUCAUCGUCGCGCUCCACCCCUGCGGCGGCACCGGCCAGCAGUGGUUCAGCGGGACGCAGCUCCCCUCGCACGCCGACCAAAAUGGCUUCAUCCUGGUGUACCCCAGCACGCCGCACAUGAGCAACUGCUGGGACGUGCAGAACCCGGACAGCCUGACGCACGGCCAGGGCGGCGACGCCCUCGGCAUCAUCAGCAUGGUCAACUACACGCUCGACACGUACAGCGGCGACCGCGAGCGCGUCUACGUCAUGGGCUUCUCCUCCGGCGGCAUGAUGACCAACGUCAUGGCCGGCUCCUACCCGGACGUCUUCGCCGCCGGCGCCGCCUACUCGGGCGUCGCUUUCGGUUGCUUCCAAGGCGCCCCGUCGGCCACACCCAUGAGCCCGAACCAGACGUGCGCGCAGGGCAUGCAGAAGGCGCCCGGGGAGUGGGGCAACCUGGUGCGGAACGCGUACCCCGGCUACACCGGCCGCCGCCCGCGCAUGCAGAUCACCCACGGCCUGGCCGACAACCUGGUGCUGCCGACCUGCGGGGAGGAGGCCCUGAAGCAGUGGUCCGAUGUUCUGGGGGUUGAGUUUACUCGUGACGUGGCGGGCGUGCCGUCGAGUGGCUGGACCCAGAAGAUCUAUGGCGGUGAUGGUGUGCAGCUGCAGGGCUUCCUUGGUCAGGGGGUUGGUCACUCGCCGUCGGUUGACGAGGAGCAGUUGCUGAACUGGUUCGGUAUCACGGGCGGGGGUGAGAACGGUGGUGGUGGCGACAACGGGGGUGGUGAUAAUGGCGGUGGUGACAACGGCGGUGGUGAAACUGGCGGCGGUACCGUCGCGCUGUGGGGGCAGUGCGGUGGCAACGGGUACAGCGGCCCCACUGGCUGUGCUGAGGGUACCUGCAAGGUGCUGAAUGAGUGGUAUAGCCAGUGCACGCCUUGAGUGUUUGCGGAUGUCGGAUGCUCAUCAGAUGGCGCGGAGAACGUUAGCUUCUUGUAUAUGUUUCCCCUUUUGGCCCCGCGCUGAGAGCUCUUGGACGAAACAGGUAUCAUCGGGCCGUAACUUCUCAUUCCGGAGUGAUUAUGACAAACUCCCUGUAGGAUGGCCUCCUCAACCAAAGACUCUUAUGGAUGAGACAACCUGGUUAGGUGUGAUGUCUUAUUAUGGCUUUCGGGCCGGAAAUACUCGUCAGUCUGGCAUCGAACAAAUUUUCUAUC